Messenger RNA from Anastrepha obliqua, 2084 nucleotides. RefSeq names its product organic cation transporter-like protein. Gene Ontology annotation, biological process: transmembrane transport. Gene Ontology annotation, molecular function: transmembrane transporter activity. Lineage: Eukaryota; Metazoa; Arthropoda; Insecta; Diptera; Tephritidae. Gene Ontology annotation, cellular component: membrane. The record is from RefSeq and is a predicted model, not a curated record. The coding region runs from base 152 to 1801 and encodes 549 amino acids. The transcript is spliced from 6 exons.
UUGAAACUUUCGAAUUGAAUUCCGGAAAUGUUUUCGAACUUUUCGCGUGCAUAGCAGAGUGUUUGUAAGGACAAGCACUAAGAUUUACAUAUAUUUCGGCGAUUUUUUAAUAUUUAAAACGGAAGCAAAAUACAUCAAAAACAACGACAAGAUGGGUCUGCCACCGAUGGAUUUUGAUGCUGUUUUGGAGAAAUGUGGUAACUUCGGACGUUUUCAAUACAUUUUAUUACUAUUAUUUGGAUUUACAAAUAUCUUCUCAUCGCUGCAUUAUUUUGCGCAGACAAUAAUCAGCUUUACGCCGGAACAUUGGUGUUACCACGAAAAAUUAGCUAAUGCCAGUUUUGCUGAAAUUCGCGCUGUUUACGCUCAAACUGACAACCCCAAGUGUACUCUGCUCGACGAUAUUAUUGAUGGCAGACCAAUUGUUGCUGAAGUGGGCCAGUGUCGGAAAUGGAUUUAUGAAUAUGAAAUGGGAUACGAAAGCAUUACCUCAGAACUAAACUGGGUAUGCGAGGACACCUUGCAGUCUGCAGUGGGUCAAUCGCUGUGGUUUGUCGGGUCCGUUAUGGGCACGGUAUUCUUCGGUUUCUUGGCUGAUAAAAUCGGUCGUCUGCCAGCGCUCAUUCUCACUACACUUACAGGCGCUACAGGAGACUUUUUGACAAGUUUUGUCAAUAGCCUACCACUUUUUGCAAUCUUCCGCUUUAUUUCUGGGCUAUCAACGGACACCUUCUUCUAUCUCAUGUACAUAAUGGUUUUUGAAUACCUAAGCCCACAGAAGCGCACACUCGGUUUGAACUUGAUAACCGGUUUAUUCUACUGUAUCGGCUUGGCAAUCUCUCCCUGGUUAGCAAUUUGGUCUGGUUCGUGGCGAACCUAUCUCUACAUUGCUUCGGUGCCCGCCUUGAUUAUACUCGCAUAUCCAAUUUUUAUUUGUGAAAGCGCACAAUGGCUGAUUGCAACCAAACGUUACGCUCGUGCAAUUAAAUGUCUCAAAUAUGUUGCUAAACUCAAUAAACGUGAGGUGAGCGAUGAGGUAUUCGAUGAGUUCAAAUCAUACUAUCAAAACAAACAGAAUGAGGAAUGCAAGUUGAAAACAAGCAAGGACACCUUCUGGGGCAUGUUCCGUACACCGCGUUUACGUAAAUUUACCAUCAUAAUGGUGUUGAAGUCCAUGUUCAUCUCGCUCACAUUUGAUGUAGUGAGCAAAAAUAUGGAAGGCAUGGGCACCUCACCGUUCAUACUUUUCGCAGCCACUUCAAGUUCCUACAUACUUGGUGGUUUAACAAUCAUCCUGCUACAAAAUCGAAUAGGCCGCAAGGGUAUGGCAUUCAGUACGCUCUUUAUGAGCGCAAUCAUUAUUUCCACUACCGGCUUUAUGGUUGCUUUACUCGAUACCGAAAAACAUUCCACACUACUUGCCAUUAUGGUUGGUCUCGGACGUUAUGGCGUUGUAGUGAGCUAUGAGGCGGAAGCACAAUAUGCUUCAGAAUUCAUACCGACCACUGUACGCGGACGCGGCAUAGCCAAUAUUCAUGUUGCAGGUUUCGCUUUUGCAAGUCUUAGCUCUUAUGUGAUAUAUUUAGGUUACUACUAUAAACCUCUGCCAUCGGUCCUUAUGUCUAUAAUAGCUUUGAUGGGCGCACUGUUAUGCUUAGCUUUGCCAGAGACAAUGAAUCAAAAAUUACCGCAGACCUUAAAAGAUGGCGAGGAGUUUGCGCGACAUCAACGCUGGUACUACUUCUUGUGCUUCGAUAGGAAAAAGAAUACCAAAGAAGCUGUGAUCGCAGAUAAAUUUUAGACCAGUACUCGCGAUCACCUGUCAAGUGAAGGAUUUUUGUUAAGAUUUCAAAGGCAAUUUUACCCCUUUGAACGCUUAGGCCAAAGCGAGAAUUGACAUGGCGUCUUAGAAAUUCUGAGCAAAUCUAACUUAUUGGGUAGUGAAUGAAUGAAUGAAUGGUGAAGUAUGUACAUAUGUAGUUAUAAUGUGGUGAGAAUAUUAAUAAUAUUUUUUACUUUUUAAAAAACUUAAAGAAACUGUGAAUCAUGUGUGAAAAUAAAUGCUGCUUACAUUGUAAAUUAAA